AACUACUUUAAAUGCACAGGGACCCUGCAGAACGAGGCAUUAGCUUUGUGAACAUCUACUUUUUAUUCUCCGUUAUCUGCUUGACAGCUCUUCAACUUUUCAGCAUGGUUGAUGCAUUUUGUGGCACCUGGAAGUUGGUAGACAGCCAAAAUUUUGAUGAAUACAUGAAAGCUAUCGGAGUCGGAUUUGCAACAAGGCAAGUUGGCAAUGUCACGAAACCAACAGUGAUCAUUGGCAAGGACGGAGACAAAGUAUUUGUGAAAACACAGAGUACAUUCAAGAACACUGAAAUAUCCUUCAAACUUGGGGAGGAGUUCGACGAAGCUACUGCUGAUGACAGAAACUGCAAAUCUGUGCUGAACAUGGAAGGAGACAAGUUUGUGCACGUGCAGAAGUGGGACGGCAAGGAGACAAAGUUCGUCCGAGAGAUACAGGACGGUAAACUGGUCAUGAAACUUUCGUUCGAAGACAUCGUGGCUGUGCGCACCUACGAGAAGGCAUAAAUUCUGAAUCAACCCCUGUGCCACCCAGUCUUUUCAGUCCUGUUUACUGGACUAUGGACGGAUUUUUUUCUACUGUACGCAUAUAUUUGCACUUCAUUCGCCCAAACGUUUUAUGGCAUCAGAUGAUUUUUUAAAAUUUUUAUACAAAUGACUUCAAUCUUUUCAUACGGAAUCAUGAUGUGAAUAAAUGUGCAAAGUAAACUGAAAUAAAUGACCUUAAUUAACUGA
Molecule: messenger RNA, 731 nt
Organism: Anguilla rostrata (American eel)
Lineage: Eukaryota; Metazoa; Chordata; Actinopteri; Anguilliformes; Anguillidae
Gene: fabp7b
Product: fatty acid binding protein 7, brain, b
Exons: 4
Coding region: 12-503 (163 amino acids)
Biological process (GO): fatty acid transport
Cellular component (GO): nucleus; cytosol
Molecular function (GO): fatty acid binding
Source: RefSeq, a predicted model, not a curated record